CCGGCAAUGGCGACUUCUCUAACUCAUUGCUUCUCCUUCCCCUCUUGUUCGCUCUAUCCGUCUCUAUCUUCAUCAGGAAAAUCGAGAGUUAUACCCUUAGGAAACCUUUAUUUCCAUCGCAGACAACCUUCAUCUUCAUUCAUUUCGAAACCAAACCGAGGGUUUCAAUUCAUGUAUUUAUCUCCGAUAACCGUCAACACUCGGAGAAGUUACGUAUCAUCCCACCAAGCUUCACUAACUAAUGGCGAAGAAACGAAUCCAAAGCACCAACAAGAUGUAAAAACCCUGAUUAAAGCUUACAAACAAGCUCUCUUCACUGGAGAUGAACUCACCGUUACAGAAAUGGAAACCGUUUUUCACGAAAUUGAGAAGGAAAAGAAUAGAUUCGACAAUAGGGUUUUAUCAUUAUCAAUGAAGAUAGCUUCAGAGAAGGACACCAAAAUCAGGUUGCAGGCUGAUUUUGACAAUACAAGGAAAAAGCUUGACAAGGAUCGGCUUAGCACAGAGUCAAACGCAAAAGUGCAAACCAUGAAAAAUCUCUUGCCACUGAUUGAUAGUUUUGAGAGCGCGAGACAACAGAUUAAACCCGGUACGGAAGUGGAGAAGAAGAUCGAUACGAGUUAUCAGGGAAUUUACAGGCAAUUCGUCGAAGUGUUGAGACACCUUCGUGUUAAAGCCAUUGCAACUGUGGGCAAGCCAUUUGAUCCCUUGUUGCACGAGGCUAUUUCGCGAGAAGAAUCUGAGGCGGUUAAGGUAGGGAUGAUAACUGAGGAGUUGACCCGGGGAUUUCUUCUAGGAGAUCGGGUUCUGAGACCAGCAAAGGUUAAAGUCUCGCUAGGACCCAUAAAAAAGAAGACUACUUCACUAGCUGACGAGACUACACCUUCUGCUUGAGUUGGUGUCUCAUGUCUUGUGUUUAAGUCAACUUCUUUCUUUAUUAAAGGUAAAACAAAAAGCAGCUAUUUCUGAUUAGGAAGUUGGGUAGCUGUUGAGAGUUGGUACUCAUGGAGUUGAUCAGAAGCGUUAGGUUCAUGUUGUCUGUCUUGGUCCUUAACAAAUACGUUGGUACAACUAUAUUUUUCGACCUGAUUUAUCAGUCAAAAUGUCUCCUACAACAGUUAUGGAUCCAAGAUUUUGCUCGA
This is a messenger RNA of Eruca vesicaria subsp. sativa (arugula), 1142 nucleotides long. The record is from the annotation of a GenBank genome assembly. NCBI's taxonomy places the organism in Eukaryota, Viridiplantae, Streptophyta, Magnoliopsida, Brassicales, Brassicaceae.